Colletotrichum lupini is the source of this 3249-nucleotide messenger RNA. RefSeq lists its product as uncharacterized. Lineage: Eukaryota; Fungi; Ascomycota; Sordariomycetes; Glomerellales; Glomerellaceae. The coding region runs from base 1 to 3249 and encodes 1082 amino acids. The transcript has 8 exons. The record is from RefSeq and is a predicted model, not a curated record.
AUGUCUGCUGUCGGAGAAGACCACGAUGGGACUGGUGACACCAUGGAGUCGACAGUCGAAAAUGUGACAGGCAUCAAUGUUAAUGGCCCCGAACAAGUGGAUGCGGAGCUGUUGAGGCCUCGAGUCAAGGAACGCAUUGAAUCGAGCUUAGGUUCUCUGAAGGCAAUGGAAAACCGCCUUCGAAAUCUCUCUCGAAAAGUUGAAUCAAUCGAAUCAGGAGAUGAGAUGGCCUCGAUCGAAAUGACAAUGCAGCAGCAUCAAGAAGACUACAGUCGUCUCCAGGUGUCACUUGAAACCCUUCGCCCCAACAUUCAGGACGAGAAUGCCGACGGCAGAAGAUUACAAUCACCAGCAACGCGGGGCCGUUCAAGGAGAAGAUCAGGGCAUCCAGGCUCAGGUUCAAUCCGGAGCAGCUCUUCUCAGAGUAGCCGGGGCUCAGUUUCUACGACAGACUCCUAUUACCGGAGUGGAAUUUGUACCCCAAAGCUCAAUUAUGGUCCCUGGCUGGAGAUUGCAAGCGACUCCCGAGGACAUGAGUAUUUUGCAAUCGACAUUCCCUCUAAUGAGCCAACAAGGGUUGAACUCCAAGCCACCAAAGAUUUUCAGCGUCAACAGCAUGAUCUGCAUCGACAAGCUAUUUCUAUCGUACCUGAUCAGGCUCAGCUCCCUGAGAGGAUUCGAGUGAACUCUAAUCGUCUGAUGAGAUUCAUUCUAUCUGCAGCUGAAGAAGGCAUCUCGCGGCCUAUCAACUCAAAGCAAUCGCUACAUAUUCUGCGGCCUUUCAAAGUCCUGCUUACACUCGGGGGCAGGCUUCAAAACCUUAUCAAUAUUCUUGAGAGUGCACGCAAACUACAGCAAGACGCAUCUGAAGAAGAAUAUCUUGCACAGCUCAAUGAUGAUAGCCUCGAGACAGUCUUGGACGAACUUGUGGCAGCGGAUCCGAGUCAUGAUCCUCCUACAGACAUCCGGGAGUUGACAGCCUAUAUUCUAGAUCUCCGAUGUUUGCAAGAAUUUAUGCAAAAGACACUACAACCCCAGGUCGAACGCAUUACCAACAUGACUGAGCCUAUCAGGUUCUCUGAACUUUGGUACAUCUUCCCCGAAGGCUCUUUGAUUAUCUCAAGAGAUCACAGAGUUCUACAGAAGGUCUGGAAGGUCAUGGGACGCGGUGGCGGCCGCUGGUCGCGUUCGCGUCCCGGCUUUGAGAUUCCCCUGACCAACGACUUUAAUCAUUUCUUCAUCGAAUGCUUCUGCCUUGAUUUCAACGGAGACCGGUUUGUUCCAGUUUGGCAGUCUUUCACGAUUUCUGACUUCGAGGGUGUCCAGGAUAUCAUGAACUUGCUAGUUGUCCCAAUCAAAGUGGCCGAGAGAGAUCAUUCAUGGAACUUGCCUCUACUGGAGCCCGGCAUCGUCACUUCUCCGGAAGAAGUCUCCAUCUCACGCUCAGAGGCCAAAAAGCUCGCUGCAAUGGGAAGAGAAGCACCUAAAAGUGCGUUUGAACAUGCAGAAAGGAUCGACAGUGAAGUCAUCGUCGACAUGGCAAAAGCCCUCGAGGAAGUUCCGACAUGGCUUACUGUCCCAGAACAUCGAAUGAAGGCGCCAAAUACAGCUGGCGAGCUGGCGCCGGUUUUCAAUAAACGGGGAUCGGCUGCUCUCAGGGAUACUGAUACAGGCAGUCAGACAUUCAUCUUCUCGGAACGACGCAAAUGGAGACAGUGGGAAACUGUUAUAUAUACACCAUCUGGUGAUGAUCAAUUGCUCUUACCCAAUAGAGUAUUCGCUUUCAUCUUACGAAACAGAAAGUGGGCAUGUCUCCCAAUUGUCCAUGAUAUCCGUGGAAACGACCUCCUUCUACCGAUUUCAAACCCUCCGGAACCAUGGGACGAUCUUGAGCUACCUACCGGUCACAAAGAGCUCGUACAAUCUCUAAUCAGUUCACACUUUUCCCAAGACACUUCACGCAGAAUGCACUUGGACCUUGCCGGGGGGUUAUCAUAUUGCUACAUGGCGUGCCUGGUGUGGGAAAGACUUCGACAGCCGAAUGCGUUGCUCAGGCCUACAACCGGCCUCUGCUACCUAUUACAUGCGGUGAUCUGGGCCUCGAGCCAUAUGAAGUUGAGUCAAAACUACAAGAGAUAUUUCGUCUGGCUCACGCUUGGGAUUGCGUACUACUUCUCGAUGAAGCAGAUAUAUUCCUUGCCCAGAGAACUACCACCGACAUGCAACGGAAUGCUCUGGUAUCCGGUCGAAGUAUUUCUUCGCGUUCUAGAGUACUAUGAGGGUAUUCUGUUUUUGACCACCAAUCGGGUUGGGACAUUUGACGAAGCCUUUAAAUCUCGUAUCCACAUGUCGCUCUAUUAUCCGCCACUCUCAGAGCAUCAAACGGCAAGAAUUUGGAUUAGCCACAUCAGGAAGGUGAAGGCGAACGGUGUACAGAUUGAUGAACAAGAAGUCCGGAAAUUUGCGAAGCAAAUAUGGAUCAUCCAAGGACUUCCAGAGCGAGGGCCUGUUUGGAACGGGCGUCAGAUUCGCAACGCUUUCCAGAGUGCUAUUGCACUUGCAGGCUACCACACCCAGACGGGGCAGCAAAUUCAUCUGACAGUGGAGAACUUCCGUCGCGUCGGAGAGGUUUCGGAUCAGUUCAGUCGGUAUAUCUACAAGACGAAGCUUAGUCAGACGGAUGCAGACCUCAACCGCUCUUUUGGAAUUCGUCGUGACGAGUUUGGGCGUGACCCGGGCACACGGCCAGCGGCUCCCUGGGUAGACAGUCAAGUUGUUGAUCCGUUCUUACCAGCCAACUCUGCUCCCCAGCCGCAGAGACCGAAUGUGCAGUUUGGAGGAUCGACGCAAGCGGCAGGAAUUCAGGCCGUCGCGCAAGACCCUUUUCAUCAAUCGGCGUACUCGGCCUCUCCUUGGCAAACAACAACGCAGCCCCAUCAGCAACAGCAUCAGCAACAGUCGCAUCAAGGAUUCCUACAACAACAGCCUUCGUCUGCGCAGAUACAGGUCCCAAGCCAGCAGAUGUUCCCUCCGCAGCAAGGGGUUCAGCCUCAAAUACAUCAACAGUCACAGCCGACGUAUCCUCAAACUGGCCUUGUGGCGGGUUCCGUCCCCAACAACUAUGAACAGCAAACGCCUCGGCCAUUGCCUCAACUGGCGGAGUAUGGCACCACCCAUCAACCAGCCUCUCAUACACAGAUGCCCGGCAACCCCAAUUUUCAGGGCCCCACAGGUUCAUCGCCAUGGUAA